This is a messenger RNA of Vicia villosa (hairy vetch), 2325 nucleotides long. Its product is annotated as transcription factor PIF1-like. The record is from RefSeq and is a predicted model, not a curated record. Gene Ontology annotation, molecular function: protein dimerization activity. Bases 277 to 1539 code for a protein of 420 amino acids. The transcript is spliced from 8 exons. Gene Ontology annotation, cellular component: nucleus. Lineage: Eukaryota; Viridiplantae; Streptophyta; Magnoliopsida; Fabales; Fabaceae.
UUCCAAAGAAGAAAAAUGAGAGAGAGAGAGAGAGAGAGAGGAGAAAAUGAAUGCAAAGCGUCAAAAAAGUGUUUCGUCCUUUAGCUUAGCAUUAUUCCAAGAGAAACAGUUUUCUUAUCUCUGGGUUUUUGUGGCCUCGCUCGUCUUCUGUUCUGUUCUUCUGACUUUUUCUCUUACUGUAUUUAUUUCUAAGGCCAAUCAACAUUCAUGCAACCCCAAAACUAAACUUAAAUUACAAUAUUCAAUUUCCACUGCAAACUGUGUAACUCUUCACCAAUGGAUCAACAAGGGUUACUGCGCCCUAAGAAACCCUUCAUUGCAGACGAUGAGAUCAUAGAGCUACUAUGGCAAAACGGUCAAGUUGUCACGCAGACUCAAAACCACCGCCAUAUCAACAAACCACCGCCGGUGACAAACUCUGACGACUCCACUCCCGGCGGAAGGGAGAAUCAACAUCUCUUCAUGCAAGAAGGAGAAAUGGCUUCGUGGCUUCAUUAUCCUAAUGAUGAUGAUGAUUCUCCUAUCGAUCCAUCUUUCUGCGCCGAUUUUACCAUGAUUACUCCACAACGGAGGUCCGAGCAGGUGCCUCCGAACUUCGCAUACUUUGUGAGGCACGGUGUUAGAGCUGAACCAGAACCGUUGUCUAGAAGGGAAUCAACAAUAGUAGAUUCGUGUGACACGCCGGCUGUGAUGCUAACGGCGGUAUCGGAGACGCUAAGAAGCUCAGCUGAGCCAACAGAAGGAGAAACUGGCUUGACGGCGCCUUCAACGACGUUUGACGAACCAGAUGGUUCGAGUAGCGAUGUAGAACCGGUUCGGGAGGUAGCGGAACGGGACCGGAAGCGGAAGGGAAGGGAGGAAGAGGAAUGGAAGUAUCAAAACGAGGAUAUUGAUUUUGAAUAUGUGGAAGCCAAAAAUAAAACCAGUGGAACAUCAACAAAGAGAUCUCGUGCUGCUGAGGUCCAUAGUCUCUCAGAGAGGAGGCGCCGUGAUCGGAUUAAUGAAAAGAUGAAAGCUCUGCAAGAACUUAUACCUCGAUCUAAUAAGUCUGACAAAGCGUCUAUGCUGGAUGAGGCAAUUGAGUACUUGAAGUCACUGCAGUUACAAGUUCAGAGAAUACAACAUAUGCAGAUGAUGUCCAUGGGAUGUGGCAUGGUACCAAUGAUGUUUCCUGGAAUCCAGCAGUGUAUGCCAUCAAUUGGAAUGGGAAUAAACAGGCCAGUAAUGCCGUUUCCCAAUAUGUUUUCUGGUUCUGUUUUGCCUGCAAAUUUUGGACCAAGGUUCACAAUACCUCCUUUCCACACGCCGCAUGUUCCUACACCUGAUUCAUUCACAAUGCCAGCAGCAAAUCUGGUAGAUAAUAACAUGCCCACAUCAGUUGGAACACAUGAUUCAAAUAAGUCAUGUAUCCCAAACGUCACUGAUCCUUAUCCACAAUAUCUUGGACCCCACCAGACGCAGUUUCAGUUAAUGCAGAAUCAGACAAUGAACCAACCAAAUGCCAGCAAGUUAGAAAGCCGCCAGUCAGGAGAUAAAUGAUAAUUUGAUAGUUACAAUCAAGAGCUUACGGAAAUGGUGCUGCUUAUUAUUGUAUAGCUGUUACCGCCACUAGCUAUCAAAAUGGUACUACUAGAAUUAUUGUAAAGUCAAUAUUUUACAGAACAUGGAUAACUAUGCAUAAUAAAAAAUGGAUUGCAUAUUGCAGUUAUAUUUUCUGCCACCCAUAUGCCAAGUUUUGUAGUGUAACAGAAGGACCUUUUUAUCAGUUCUCAGUUGCAAGCUAAUCUAUGCAUUACACCGCUAACAUGUAAAUUAUUGUAACAUAGUUUUCUCUGGUUUUUUGUCUUCCCUCAUUGACACUUUUUCUUUUUACAAAUUAAUUUGCCAAGUUUAAUACCACCGUAUAAUAAGGAUUCAAUAUAAAUUUGAAUCGAAGGUAAAUUGAUUCUGGUAUGGAAAAGGACUCAUAAACGUUAACAUUGUUGUGAUCUUUCUUUGGAAAAAACAAAGUUUCAAUGGAACUUUGCAAAACAAAAGUUUUCUUAUUAGUUAAGUUAAAAGUAAAAUAUCAAGUUUUACACAAUAAUAUCGAAGAAGUUUUGUUUUUCAAAUCCAACGGAUCUCAUGUGCAAGAAGUUACUUCACAUAUUAUUUAAAAAAAAAUCCCAAUCAGAAAUAGCAUUAGUGGAUAAAAUACAUGCAUUAACUGAAACUGCGUCUGGUGGGGUUCAAGGUAUUGUUGAUAAGGAUCAGUGAAGUAUAGGAUACCAGACUUAUUUGAAUUAUGUGUUCCAACUAAGGUGGGCAUAUUAUUAUCUACCUGAU